AUGCACGCAGUCCACACCGAGGCUGCCCACGGACCAGGAGCUGGGAGCAGGUUUGGAACCCGCAGGGUGCACAGAGUGAAGGCGUAUGGCCUCCCGGCUGACCCCGCUGACCCUCCUCCUGCUGCUGCUGCUGCCGCGGGGGCCGGAAACAGCACCAAGAGAAACCUGGAGACCCUCCUCUCAUAUCCUAAGGACUUCCACUGUGUCCACCAAGCCCUGAAGACCUUCACGUCCAAAGGUGUCACUUCAGUCUCUCAGAUCUUCCACAGCCCAGACUUGGCCAUAAGAGAUGCCUUUGCGAACGCCUCUCAGAGCUUGUAUGGUCAGAGACCCAGCGUCCUGAGUAAUGACAGCGACUUAAAUGUGGACCUCAUCAAUGCCUGGGUGGCCAAGAACACCAACUACAAGAUCAGCCAGCUGCUGAACAGCCUGCCCUCCGACUCCCGCCUUGUGCUUCUCAAUGCUGUCUACCUGAGUGCCAAGUGGAAGACAACAUUUGACCAUAGAAAAACCAGAAUGGAGCCCUUUCACUUCAAAUCUUCUGUGAUAAAAGUGCCCAUGAUGAGUAGCAAGAAGUACCCUAUGGCCCAUUUCACUGACCCAACUUUGAAGGCCAAGGUAGGGCGGCUGCAGCUCUCACACAACCUGAGCUUCGUGAUCCUCAUGCCCCAGAGCCCGAAACACCACCUUGAAGACCUGGAGCAGGCCCUCAGCCCGACCGUCUUCAAGGCUGUCAUGAGGAAGCUGGAGUCGGUCAAGUUCCAGCCCACUCUGCUGCUGCUUCCCCACAUCAAAGUGAAGAGCAGCCAGGACAUGCUGGGAGUCAUGGAGAAGAUGGAAUUCUUCGACUUUAUUUACGACCUUAACCUUUGUGGCCUGACGGAGGACCCGGAUCUUCAGGUGUCUGCGAUGAAGCACCAGGCCCUUCUGGAGCUGACAGAGUCUGGGGUGGAUGCGUCCGCUGCCUCUGUGGUGUCUGUGGCCCGCAACUUACUCCUCUUUGAAGUGCAACAGCCCUUCCUCUUCCUGCUCUGGGACCAGCAGCAUGGGUUCCCGGUCUUCAUGGGGCGGGUCUAUGACCCCCGGCCCUGA
This is a messenger RNA of Elephantulus edwardii (Cape elephant shrew), 1092 nucleotides long. RefSeq names its product serpin peptidase inhibitor, clade G (C1 inhibitor), member 1 (gene SERPING1). Gene Ontology annotation, biological process: negative regulation of endopeptidase activity. Gene Ontology annotation, molecular function: serine-type endopeptidase inhibitor activity. The record is from RefSeq and is a predicted model, not a curated record. NCBI's taxonomy places the organism in Eukaryota, Metazoa, Chordata, Mammalia, Macroscelidea, Macroscelididae. The coding region runs from base 1 to 1092 and encodes 363 amino acids. The transcript is spliced from 7 exons.